Molecule: messenger RNA, 3276 nt
Organism: Morchella sextelata
Lineage: Eukaryota; Fungi; Ascomycota; Pezizomycetes; Pezizales; Morchellaceae
Exons: 13
Coding region: 1-3276 (1091 amino acids)
Source: RefSeq, a predicted model, not a curated record
AUGGAGACCGUCCCGCAGAUCUCCUCCCGGGGGGACCUCCAGCUCCACUCCGGCUCUCCCUUUAGCGGCUCGACCUUCGGGCUCAUUCGAACGGCUGAUCAUGAGUACCACUCGGGCUUCAAUAAGCUUACCAUUGGUGGCUGCGGAGCCAUCGAAGGAAUAUCUCACUGCCUCUCCGAGUGCCCAUCUUCAUCUUCCACUAUCUUGCCGCCACCUGCUGCGACUAUAUCUACAUCAUUUUUAUCGCACCAAAGUUCGCUAUUAGCUCCUGCAACAGGUGCUGGAAACUCUGCGAUUCCGGACCUUUCUGUCGCUGACAAGACCUUAUCCCUGAACAACGCUCAGUCCGCUCUACCAGUCUUAAUCAAUGUUCAAAGCACGGCUAUAGGUGACACCGUGGUUCAAUUUGAUCCGGUGCACGCGGCUUUGCCUUGGGCUGCUGUACGGCUUUUUCUACAGAUGGCGGUUAAUCACAAGGAGACUAUGGAUUCGGUGCUUCUUGGUAUGGAACAGGUUACUAGGCUCACGACACGAUGCGCCAUCUACGAAAGGAUGUACCUGGGGGCGGCAUCGCCACUAUCUAUUGCUCCGAACUUGGAAGAGGCGCUGGUGACGCUCUAUUGCUCUAUCUUGCAAUUUCUGAUAUUCACGAAACGACACUUUGAAAAACACGGUCACGAGAAAAUAGUUUCCGGGCUGCUUGGCAAUGCAGGGAAGACACUUUUUGAUGCCAUAGGAACCGCAGAGUCGCAACUCAUGAAGGAGAUAACACCGGCCGAAGGAGAAAUGCGAUUUGAAAAGUUACAGGACAUGCUCAAAAAUCUUGAUAUUCCAAUCCGAAGCACGGAAAUGAUGACCGACCUGGUAUACAAACAGCAUAUAGACAAUUCACGGCAAGAGAUACUACAGUGGCUUUCCGAGGAUCGGUUCCACGAGAACCACAAGACCGCAGAGGUGGAUCUCCUAGAUAACACGGGUCAGUGGCUGUUUGAGGAAGACAAAUAUCGUGAAUGGCGUUCAUCUAGCGCAUCAGGCAUCAUGUGGCUGCGAGGCAAUCCCGGUGCGGGAAAGACGAAACUUACUUGUCAGGUUAUCCAUACACUCGAGGCACAGCUCAGCGGCAAGGAGCCUGUAAUCUUCUUUUACUUUAAUAACAACGACUCCAAUCGAAGGGACUCGACGAUCCUCAUGAGGACCAUUAUCAAGCAACUAUGCCUUGUACCGUACAAAAGCGGCUUCCCGGCUCAAGUGCUGGAACGUUAUGAGGAGCGAACGAAGCGCGGAGCCAAAAACGAAAAACUAAGUUUCGACGAAUGCUACAAACUUAUAGUUCCUCUUCUCGAUACCUGUCCACAAUCCACGAUAGUCAUCGAUGCCUUGGAUGAGUGUGAAUUGCGACAGCGCAAAGCUCUUCUCAAGACCUUAAGUGAGGUGAUAAGAUCAUCAACUAGCUUGGUCAAAAUAUUUAUAUCUAGUAGGGAAGACAUUGAUAUCAAGAUAGAGCUCCAGCAUAUCCCGAACCUUUCUAUCGACGCCCAGGAUAACCAAUAUGAUAUCCAAAGAUUUGUACACCGAGAAAUCUGGGAGCGAGAAAGGCUACUCAAUGGAGGUGCUUCGAAAGAAUUAAAAACGCUGGUGACCUCUAAAAUUGAAGCAAAGGCGAAUGGGAUGUUUCAAUGGGCGUAUCUUCAAAUCGAAAACCUCUCUCGAAUGAGGACGAAAAGGGAUAUCGAGGAGAAUGUGGAGAGAUUACCAGCCACGCUAGAGAAAUCAUACGACGCCGCCCUGUCAAAUAUUAUGGCGUGCCCACGCAACGAGGAGCUACUUGCCAAGAGGGCAUUUGCAUGGAUUAGAUGCUCCUACAAGCCAGUACUACCCUCCGUAUGGGCUGAGGGGUGUUACUCGCCUGAUGACCCGCCCGCGAAUGGUGUCGAUACUCUGCUCGAUCUUUUUCGAAACCUAGUGGUCCGGAAUGAGCAGCUCGGCCAAGUCGUCUUUGCACAUCUAUCGGUCAAGGAAUAUCUGGAAAUGGUAGAUCCUGAUUCCAACACUGCUCACUCGAUGGUUUCUUUAUCUUGCCUUUGCCGCUUGACGGGUCAAAACGAGUUGACUAUCGAUGACGAGUUGAUCAGUGAUGACGAGGGGGAGGAAUUGACUUUGCCGUCGCUCAAGGCGAAUACAUUCUUCUUUUAUGCUUGCGUCCACUUCCCUUCCCAUGUAGAGUGCGCUCUGAGCAAGCAAAGCCCAACGCGUGGGAGGGUUAUUCCGGUGCCAGAGUGCUUUCUCGGUGAAUCGGCGGGCGCGGGAAGGGGCUACCGCACAUGGCUCGGCCGCAUCAACGAAGAGGUACUUGCGAUACGCGAAUCCCGCCCGUCCCGCCGUCCCCGCACGACCAGGAGCCGGGCCAGCUCCGAGAGCGAAGGGAAAUCGGUGCUAUGUGCCGGAACACUCCUUUACUCCGAGCCUAUGAACCCGCGGACCGCUCGGAUCGCAGACGCCGAGAGUGUCCGGUGGGUCUUGCACCGACAUGAGAAGUCGAACAAUACCGCAACACCGGCUCAAACUCUAAGGGGAAAGCGUCCUGCCAGAGGUACAGAGCUACAGUCAAGAAGGAUCAAGACCAGCUUAACGAUCACAGAGGCGGUAUUGAUGGCUGCAGUGAGGAACGAUAUGCACGCCGAGGAGAUCAUCACUGCACUUCUCGAACACACUCAUGGAACCAUCGAAAUCACAGAGGCCAUCUUUGCAGCGUCGUUGGAAGUGCAACGUGCUGGACCCGGGCGAUACAUGGAUUAUAACGUGCGGCAUCGACUGGGCCCUUGGGUUAUGGAGAAAGAUAACCCACUGGCCACGACCGAACUACUGCUCAGACGCCCCGGCACCGCCAUCAACGUGACAGAAGCGGUGCUCCUAAAGGCACUGAAGGUCGGCUAUUGUAUACCGGUGCUCCGCUCACUACCCCCAAUGUCAGUAAGCUCUAGCACUGUCACUGAGGCAGUCUUGGUGGAAGCGGCGGAUUGCCAUCGUGGUGAUAAUUCAACAAUCUUGACCUUCCUCCUCAAGGCUCAAAAUACAAACAUCCAUGUCACAGAGUCACCUCCAAUCGCGGCUGAGAGGAAGGGUGAUGCAGAAAUGAUGGCCUUCCUGCUCGAACAAACAAGGGACAAAAGCGAUAUUCCCCCGGGGCUACUCUUGGCGGCGACAAGUAAUAUUUGGAACGGCGGAUCUGUUCCGGGCGAUUGGCAGAUACCCCGAAUUCGUGAAUGGACCGCUUAA